Messenger RNA from Pelobates cultripes (western spadefoot toad), 36501 nucleotides. The record is from the annotation of a GenBank genome assembly. Lineage: Eukaryota; Metazoa; Chordata; Amphibia; Anura; Pelobatidae.
CCACAUUCUGUUCUUCGCAGCCACACAUACAACCUCAGUCAGACACACACCAGGAUGUCUCGCAGUGAGUAGCAAAUUUACUUCUUUAUUUAACCAAUCUUGUGGGUAGUGACUGGCAUUGAAAUCCGAAAGAGUUAGCCUCAUUUGUUUCAUUUCUCAUAGAAGUACCCACAAAUGUCAUUAGUUAGAAUUGACAAAAAAUAAUAUUUAGUGCAGCUAAAGAAUUCAUAUUGCCUUACCUGUAUUCAAGCAAAUGUGUUUUCAUUUUUAAGGAUCUAUGACCAUGGGUUUAAGAAGAACAGACGAUGGGGAGACUAAUACUUCUCAGAUAAUUGGAUAGAGUGGAAGAGAGGGGUAAUAUGUCCCCCAGUCUUGAUGGUGUAGCUUAAUGGUUGUAUAUUAAUUGCUACUCUUAACCUACCCUCCUCCCCCCCAAUACAUUUCCUUAUUUCCAUUUUGGAAUUCAUAUGGUUUGAAGCAUGCUCUCUAUGGAACUCCAAAUUAUUUAGUAUAUUAUGAAAAGCCCUCCAGACUUUGAGUUGUGUUUUUUGGGGGUUCCUACACUGAUGCUUAUGGCACUGGAAUCAUAUUACAAUGAAUGCAUUCUCCGAUGUCCAAUAGCCUUCUAAUUUAACAUUAACUUGGCACUGUAGAAGUAGUGUUGGUGAGUAAGUAGGAUAUUGGAUUCGAUGCUGGAUUGGCCAGGUGAUGGCAUAGAGUGACACUACUUUAUAAAGAGAUUACAUUGUAGCAUUUUAAUAGUACAUGAGUUUUGGGACAUAACAUUUCACCCACUAUGUGCUUUAUAAGUCUUUUUCACAGCUGGCUCUGAAGAGAUUAAACCAUUUGUAUAGGCUUUGCCUAAUCUAAAUGGUAUACCAUUGGUAUUAGUUAGAAAUCCAGGAAGUAAUAUUAUUUCGGUAGAUAACAGUAAUAAUGUCAAGCUAAAUAAUGAGUAAUGCUAUUCUUGUAAAUGUGAAUCAAAAGUGAUUUGUUAACUCAGAAAAGUGUCAAUAUGAUAUUAAAGGUUUUUGCAGACAUCAUAAUAGGAUUAAAAGUUUUAAAGGGCAGAUCACGUUUUCAAAUAUUGUACUGCACACGGUAUGUGACAUCUUCUGUACAUUACUUAGAAUAAUACACAGACGAUGACACAUACCGUACAGUACAGUUUUACUGCCACCGUGCAGUGCCUAGUCCCUAGUUUAAGGGCAGCACUGGGGCGUACAUGUUCUGGUCUACCUGAGUUUAGUGGGAUUUAAAGGAACACUCCAAUGUUAGAAACCCAUAUUCAGUUUUAAUGUUUGGAUUGUUCCUUAAACCAUAUGCAUGAAGGCGACUCCCACAUACAACAAAAAUAUAAAUAUUGCUAAUGUUCUUUAUCCAGCGGCGAGACAUUGCUAAAGCAAAAUGGCUUGUUUAGGGGUCUGGAGUGUCCCUUUAAGCUCCGGGAGAGCAGCUGAUAUAUGAAGAUGCUACCAUUUUAAUUCAGUCCUCUUUUGAUAAUCCUGUGUACAGAGAGGAGCUUGAGGAGAGAGAAUUUGCAUUAUUUUAUAUCUCCAGCUACUCUGCUACCAUAUCACUAUUGGGCAAUAGGAGAAUUAAAUGUGACAACUGCAAGUAGCAAUUGCGGCUCAGAAGCAUAGCCAGAUAUGAAUGUCCGGUGCUGCCACAAACCUUAAAGGAACCCUAACACCACCAACCCUAACAUUAUUUCUAGACUCAAUCAUAACACAAACCCUAACUAGAACUACAACAUAUUAACCAUAGCCCUAAUACACACUCUUUUUAAUAUAUAUAUUAUAAGCAUGAACUAGGAGACAUUAUCAUAGAAGAGAAAAGGUUAUCCAAUGACAUUAUUGUCUAAUAAUACAUGGCUCGAUUUUAUGUAUCCUCUCGUUUUCUCCGACUUACCACGAGUGUUACAUAGAAAAGAUGUAUUGUGUUUGAGGCACAAAAAUAUAUUGUUUUUAGGUAAGACUGGGAGUUUUUUCCAAAUCGUCCAAAUAAUUCAGAUUACAGAGCCAAAGCAACUCUAGGUUUUAUCAAAGUCCUGAAGCACUAAUUAGGCAAGAGUUAAGUAUGUUUUUAAACCUGUUUUUUUUUCUUCUUUUUAUAAUUUUAUUGGUUGAUAUUUUGAGGGUUUUUGUUCAGGCAUGUUGUGUGCUUAUUUAUGUAAAUAUAUGUGGAUGUAUCUUAGCGUAGACAGAAAAAUAGUAUAUGAUGAUAAAAAUACACACAGACAAAAAUCUAUAUUUAUUUUUUUCAAGAAAGGAAACUGAUGUUUGAUGCGGCUGAUAUAUAUCUUUAACCCACAGAUAUUAUAAGGGGGUCACAAGCACACACACAUGCUAUUUUUAACACUUAUAUUUUAAUGUGCUACGCAAUUGCCCUGCCUAUUUUAUAUAUUAUUUAAACCUCUCACAUAUUUAUAAUGUUUAUUUAAUAAACAAUUAAGGAAAACGCAUCUAAGUAGGGAGAAAAAAAACUCACAACCAAAGUUAAUCAAUUUAAUAUUAAUGGCAAUUUUAAAUUUUAAGAAUUAUUUAAAAAGUAAAAUUAGGUUAAAAUAGGAAAUUCUGGUGAAGUGAAAAAUGUAUGUAAUUCAAAAGCUGUAGUGUCAUUUUAACAAGUCAGGUCUUUCUCGAACAUUUGAAAAAUCUGAUAAAGAGUUCUGCACAAUCUGAAACUGAGAGUCGUUACUAUGCGUCUUCUUUCUUACUAUUGGUGGGAAAUUCUACUCUGUUUUUCAGCAGUAGUACCCAUCUAUGAUUAAUGUAGUGGUUUUGGAAAAAAGUGACAAGAUCAUGUGCCAGAAACAGAAAGUGUUUCGUUAACCUCUCCUGUACUGGCUUAAAAAAAGAACAAAAGAGAUUAUGUAUUACUGAAAUUGAUUCCUGCUGCAAGGAGAGACAGCAAUUUAACACAAGAGGGGCUGGGGUUGUGUUACACCCACACUGAACUCAGGUACAAAACAACACCUCCUAACAUUUUAAAUGGCCACUUUAAUUUCAUUGGUAUUGCUGGGGGUUUGUCCAGGGCCGGGACUGUUCUGAGAACAUUUUGGUGUUCUAAACUAAUAAUAAUUUAUGCAAUUAAAACAUUAUUUAGAACAAUCUAUCACAUAGAAACGUAGAAUGUGACGGCAGAUAAGAACCAUUCGGCCCAUCUAGUCUGCCCAAUUUUCUAAAUACUUUCAUUAGUCCUUGACCUUAUCUUAUAGUUAGGAUAGCCUUAUGCCUAUCCCACGCAUGCUUAACCCCUUAAGGACCAAACUUCUGGAAUAAAAGGGAAUCAUGACAUGUCACACAUGUCAUGUGUCCUUAAGGGGUUAAACUCCCUCACUGUGUUUACCUCUACCACUUCAGCUGGAAGGCUAUUCCAUGCAUCCACUACCCUCUCAGUAAAGUAAUACUUCCUGAUAUUAUUUUUAAACCUUUGUCCCUCUAAUUUAAGACAAUGUCCUCUUGUUGUGGUAGUUUUUCUUCUUUUAAAUAUAGUCUCCUCCUUUACUGUGUUUAUUCCCUUUAUGUAUUUAAAUGUUUUCUUCAUAUCGCCCCUGUCUCGUCUUUCCUCCAAGCUAUACAUGAUAAGAAUAGAAUUACACAGAUUUAUUUCUAAACACAUUUAUAGGAGUUUAAAGAGACAUUUCUGUGAGUAUUAUUUCUGUGGAGCUCUGUUAGACACUCAGACACACCAACAAUAAGGAUGUCCUUGAACAGAGGGACAUGGCAUAGAAAAGAGGCACAGGACUUUUGGCCAUUUUGCCAUUAGGAUUGUUUUUCAUAGUAAAAGCCAAAACAAUUCUGGAAAAUACCACAAAUGUGAAAUAUAUUACCACAAUGUCGAUCCAAGCAGAAAUCAGAUUGUAGCAAAAGAGGAUUUUUUUUCCUUACACAAGAGCUUCAAGUUAGCUUUUUGUUUUCAUUUGGAUCAGUGCCACAACCGAGCUGUGUAAAAAAGUCUAACAGUUUUUUAACUUAUUUUGUGACUCAGUGUGGUGAGGUGGGACCAUCCAAAUAUGCAAAACAUCAAUCCAUGAUUCUUACUAAGUGACCAUUUAUUUGCACAGACAUGUAGAAGACCCAAGUAUUUUGUUGACUGAUUUCCUGUAUUACCAACUUGGCAUUCCAGACAUCAGAUACACAGAGGUGGCUCUCUUGUUAGACGACUUAGGAGGCUGCCUAAGGCAUCGCGCUCACUGGGGCCUUGUGGCAGCCUGACACAUGUGAACAUGCCAUGGUUGGCCAUGGGCAGAGGCCUGCAUGGGAGUUCAAAGGAUCACCUAUGCAUGGCUGACAAUAAAAAAUUGCCAUCUCAAAGAAGGAGCAGUAACACUUUCCAGCCGGUGGGGAGAUCAAAGCUCUCCCUCACUGGCCAGCCCAGACAUAGGGGCACAAAAGGCUUUUGCAAGUGUAUUGAAGAAGUGGGGUAGCAAACAUGACCUGCACCUGUGGGAGAUGCAGACCAAAUUACUAGAUCAACGGACCUCCUUUGACAAGCAUCCCACCUUCCCAAGCCAAGGUGAGCAAGAGGGGAGGGGUAAGAUAUAUUUUUUUCAUAAUGCCCCUACCUCUACUGCAAAAACUACAGCUGCUAUCCUCCCCUGCACCCACUAUCUCCUGUAUAACCUCUACAGCCCAUAUUCCCCCUACUCCCACUACAGUCCGUACAGCCACAAAAACCUCUCUACACCCGCUAGAGGCCCUACAUCCACUACAGCCCUUAUCCCUACUCCCUGCACUCACUACAGCCUCAAAUAUUCCUGCAUAGACUACAGCCCUUGUCCCUACAGCCUCUAUCCCCGUGCACACAUUACACUGGCUAUCCACACACAAACACACUACAGUCCCUAUCACACCGAACGACAGACCCUAUGCACCCAGCAUCUACUAUUGCCAUUAUCCCCAUGACAUGCACAUAUUGCAGCCUCUAUAUCCCUCACACACACUAUGCACACAAUCCCAUAAGCACCAUCCUCACACAUGAAAUUUCACAUACAGUCUCUCUACACACACAACUUCACCAGCAGCAGCUCCCACAUGCACAACCCCACAAGUAGCUUCAAAACAUGUACAACGCCGCAGCCCAGUCCUCCUUUUUCCCUCGUGUCUCACUUAUGAAGACAACAGAAACAAGUCACCAGCAAACACAGUGUCUCAUUAAAUUGCUUUGAGACACUGUAUGAACUAAAACUACAUUUUAGCAGUGUAUAUUCUGCCUUUUCUGCUGCUUAAUGCAACCUCUAGUGACUGUCAUUCGGAUAGGUCACUGGAGGGAUUUUCUGGGUUCGGUCCUGCAAAGAAGAACUUUUAGCGUCUCGAAUCUCUGGAUGGAGACCCUGAACGCUCUCUAUAGAUGCGCUAAUUCAAUGCAUCUCUAUAUGUUGAUUUGCCACAGCACAGCGAUUGCUGCAUAAGCACUAGCCUCCGAAUACUUUCCUAGGGGGAAUCAUUUGAUUGGCUGAUAUCAUCAGUACUGUGUAAAAAACUGGCACACUGGGGGAAUAAAGGUAAGUAAAUCUUCUUUAUCAAUUACUUGUUAGGAGCUCAAUAUUCCAAAAAGGUAGGCAAAAACUAUAGCGUACAGGACAGAUACUAUUAACAUUUUUUUGAUUCAUAUUGGGGGUGCCCUGCUGAGCCAGGUAAGGUUAGAAGGCUCACUUAGAUUUGGACUAUAGAUAACUAUUAUUAUUAUUACUAUUUUAUAUUUAUAUAGCGCCAUCAGAUUCCGUAGCGCUGUACAAUGAACGAUAUUACAAUAGCGCUUUUAUGACUAACUUUAAAUCAAGGAUCAUGAAAUUUGGGGUUGCUGAGCUGGCUGAGAAAUGUGAUCUAAACAGCGUGGUAUGAAACCAAAAUAUGACCGUGCCGACUCUCAGUUUCUUUAUGUGAGAUCUCAACAGUCAUUACAGACCUUCCCAUCAUCUAUAUAUCAGAUUAUUCAAACUAUUCUUAAUUUUCUAAAAAGCCCCAUAACGGUUUAGUUCAACUGAAACACAUCACCAGUGUUUCUACUUUGAAAUUAACUAGAGAUAUAUUGUAAAGGAAAACCAUUUCAUAGCCUGCCUGUCACUAUACACUUUCUUUCGUAAUUUUUGGGGGAUUAACUUUUACCCAUUUAUUGCGCUAGCAGAUCUGCUAACAAAUUAAGUGAGUUUUCAUUAAAUGUUAAAAGAUAUGAUAUGUAGAACUUAACAACAAGAAUUGACUGAUGGUAGAGUAAUAGAAUAUAUCUACAGUUGGUCAACCUGCACUGCUGUAUAGUAGCUGUGCAUUCCUCUGGCUUUGCUGGGAAAAUUAGGAACAGAGGGAGAGAUGUUUUGGUGCCAGUGCGUAAUAAAAUCAGAGUUAAGGCAUCCUUGGGUGGUAAGUAUUCCCGAGCAGAGUAAACGGGUUAUUGUUUUGUUGAAUCCAUGAACCUGUAUUAGUUAAACCCAUUAACCUUGUGUAAUGACAAGUCUAUGGGAGGAGGUAAUGCAAAGAAGUAAUGCAUUUGCAUCUCCUAAAGCAAUUAAAUAUAUUUCUCACUAUAAUAAUAGACAUAUUAAUUUCUACAGGACAUGCUAUAUGUUAAAGUGAACCUGUUAUGACAAGUCCAUCUUAAGUACAGUAAAGAAAUGGAAUGUGAAAAAAAAAAAAAAAGUCAGGUCAGGGUAACAUGGGAAAAAUGGUGUUAUAAGGUCAAACCAAACCUGAGUAACCAAACAUUUUUUUAAUGUGUUAGAUUAGACAUAAUACAAUAAUAUAUGCAAUCAAAAUAUAUAAAACAAAAACGAACCGAUUCUGAUCUAAUAAUUCUACAGCAUACACAAAGUUAUGUGAAAAGUAGCUAAACACACCCACAGCCUUUCAUAGGAAAAUUACUCAGAAUGUCUGAUAUAAUACGCUAUGUUGUUUUUAAUUCACGUGGUCAAGAAAAGGAUGUGUAAGCUCAAAAUUGCACGUGGUUUCGUAUUCUCUUCCAAUAUAUAUAUAUAUAUUUUUUUUUAUCAGAUGGUCAAACAAUAAUCUUUCAUAUAAACAAAUCUCUUUUUUUAUUUAUUUUUAAAUUGUGAUGGGAAAGGUCAAUGCCCAAAAAUAUAGGUAGACAAAAAUGCAUUAUGGCUGUGGGGUAGGCAGAAAGGCAUGUCUACUUCUGGGGAGGGAGGGAUGAGGUAAUCCCAAGUAUCAGUGCUAUUUCACAUGAAUGUGAUUGGUGCUCAUCCUGAAUGCUGACUAAAUAUUGUAUUCUACACAAUUUAUUUAAAACCUGCUUGGAGUGAAGCUACCAUUUUCUGUUUUUAAUGUGUAUGGGAAAUGUAGUUCGAUUGUGGUGUUGAGCAAUGCAUGACUUCUGAUUAGGUAACAGGUCAGUGGUAAAAUGUGUGUGGUGAAUGCCAGUGGUGGAGACUAGCUGCCCACCAUCUUAAAAUUGUAUCAGUCACCACUGGUAUGUAAAUUUCACAGCAUUUAGAAAAAAAAAACAAAGCUUGAUCCACACAUCUAGACUUAACCUAGUGUUAUCAUCAGUGGACCAAAAGUGUGUGAAUGUGCCAAAUUGAAAGGCUUGGAGGGACAUUCAUUAACUGAUGGUAUAUGCUGUCUAUGGAAUACAUUUUUUAUUUUAUAUUUUUGAUUUUCCAAGCUAUGCUUUAUUCCUCAACUCCUAACUCAUAAGAACCAUAAAACUAACGUGUGACUUUGUCAUGGUGCCUGCCAGCCACAUUCCUAUUUCAGGAGGUCCGGUAACAGGUUUUACAGUUUUUUAAAAAUUAUUUCCAUUUGUUAACUUAAGUUCUGCGUGUUGGGUCUUAGACUGUCUUGACAGACUCUAAACCUAAACUUAACCCCUAUCCAUCCAUAAACCUAGACCUAAGUGCGAACUCAAAAUCCAGCUAUGACUCCUUUACCUAACAUUAACUCUGUGCCUAAUCACAAUGCUACCCUGAAUUCAUCACCCUAGCCUUGUCAUGACUCCAAAUCCUUUCUCCUAAUUCCUUCCUAGCCCUGAGUUUUCAUCCUGAUACUUUUCCCAACCCCUAAUUCUAAUGACCCCAAUAGAAUUGUCUCCAAAAUGUACAAUGUUGAAAACACAAACUUCUGAGGUGAUUUGGUUUUAUGAUGAAUUAAGAAAUGACAGCAUUACUAGAAUACAAAGCAUUGAAAAUAAUAAAUAUUUUAGGUAGGAGAGUAUUGGGAAAGAUGGUGUUGUGUCAGAAUAUGUAAUGACUAACUUAUUUUGUUUUUGUUUUCAUGUUUAGAUAUGUUGCGCUUCACCUUAACAAUUUCAAGCCUGUUGGUUAUAUCACAGGUGAGUAAAAGCACAAAAUGGCGCAUCUUGCGAACCUAUUUCCUCUUUACUUUUUUGUCUAUCCAUAACAUUAUUAAAGUGAUACGCUUAGCACCAAAACAACUUUAGCUUUAUGAGGCAGUUUUUGUGUAUAGAUCAUGUCCCUGCAGUCAGAUUACGCAGCCCUAGCAACAUCUUCUCUGGCUGUGACUGACACAGGAAUCACACACAGGAGGCUCCUGCAGGCUCUAAUAGGCUAUAAACAGAACACACACAUUCUAGAUUAAACAGACUUUCUAGCCAGCACUAGCAGCUUGUUAUACAUACACUGUGGUAACCAUGCAUAAAGAUCAGAAGGACUGCCUGUGGGUGGUCUCUUUUGCUCUCCUUUGUCAAUCAAUUGUUUGGCAUAGAAUCUGUGGCAAAAAAUUGAUUGACAAGUAGAAGAAAUACUUAUUUUUAAAUAGGCAUUUCUCCCAAUCUAUACAUUACCUAACAAAACUGCUAUCACAAUGUACAUGUAUGGAAUUUGAUGCUCUUUAAAAAGAGCAAAAGUAUUGUUGAGCAACAAUAUCCAGCAACUUCGUACAGCCAUUGAAGAGGAGUGGACCAACAUUCCACAGGCCACAAUCAACAACCUGAUCAACUCUAUGCGAAGGAGAUGUGUUGCACUGCGUGAGGCAAAUGUAGUCACACCAGAUACUGACUGGUCUUCUGACCUCACCGAUACAGUAAAACUGCACAUUUUAGAGUGGCCUUUUAUUGUGGCCAGCCUAAGGCACACGUGUGCAAUAAUCAUGCUGUCUAAUCAGCAUCUUGAUAUGCCACACCUGUGAGGUGGAUGGAUUAUCUCGGCAAAGGUGAAGUGCUCACCAACACAGAUUUAGACAGAUUUGUGAACAAUAUUUGAGAGAAAUAGGUCUUUUGUGUAAAUAGAAAAAGUCUUAGAUCUUUGAGUUCAGCUCAUGAAAAAUGGGGGCAAAAACAAAAUUGUUGCGUUUAUAAUUUUGUUCAGUGUAUAUAUGAAACCUACAUAUUUAAAAUGUUGCAAAAGAUAAGUUAAAAUAAAAAAAAUACCUAAUAGAUAUAUCAAUAAAAAAAUAUACCUUCAAACUUCAGGCACUUACCUCACCAGAAAGUUCCACGAAUCAAGGGCCUCUCAUUCUGAUAACUUAUUAUGUUAUCCCAUAAAUCUUUAUCCACUAUUGGUUUAAGGGAUAAGUAGUUUAUACCCCAGCUCUAGUUCCACUGAUCAUACAAAAUGAGUGCUACUGCUUUACAAACUGAUAGUGUCAGGGUCUUACCCCACAACCUGAAGCCUACCUUGUCCUUCCGCGCCACGUCUCUGAUCCUCCUAGGUUCACAAUUCCAGCUCGUUGUCUGCAGCGUCAGAUGGUAGAGUUAGGGCUCUAUUUUCUUAUGGCGCCCCAGUGUCUUGCAGUGAUGCAUGGUGUCUAUUCACAUGGACGCUGUUACAAGUGAACAGGCUCUGGCAGCAUUCUCCAAGGCAGGGCUCCCCCUUAUAGAACUCUAGGAGUGCAUGGGCCGAAUGCGGCAGGCUUUCGAGGGGAAGAGUAGGGGAGGCUGUGGGAAUGACACCAAAAUUGGUCUUUCAGCCAGCUUUACUAAUACUAAUUUAAAAAAAAUAAUAUUAGUAGAAGAUGGAAUUUUUUAUAUUGUCAGGAUAUUUUUUUUUUAUUUUUUUUUGCAUUAUGGUCUUUUUUUUGGUUAUGGUCUUUUUUUAUUUUGUUAGUUUGGAUUUUGGUUUGGCCUUUUUUGGAGCUAAAAAAAAAGAUUUAAGAAAAACAUAUAAUGGUAAGUAUAAAUGUUUUAUUUUACAGGUAUUUUAUUUCCCUCUCACUAGUUCGGCACCCAUUAGUUUGUUUGCUCGUUCGGCUCCCCACUUGAUAUUCUGACGAAUGGAUGAAAAUGCUGAUUUUUGUCUGAAAAUCCAUUUGUCCAAAUACGAAUGCCCAUUCAGUUGUAAUUUGCUCCCUGUUAUGUGAACAAGCUGCCUAGUUGUUAUUCCUAUUUCCUAUCUGGUAUUUAACCUGUGCUUUGACCUCUUCGCCUAAGAACCUUUGCUGUCCGAACUGAUAAUCUGCUAUGUAUUUGACAACAUGCCUGUCUUGUCCUUGCUGGCACCUUACUUUGGCUUCAUUUUCUUAUAAUCCAUUUUUGCAUUCUGGAUUCCAAACAUUACAAGACUGGCAGUUAGCCACCAUACUACAGCUACUAUCAGUUUCCACACAGUCCAGGUUUACAGUUUUGUUAACUAGGCUGUGUGCAGCUUUUGGCAUAUCCACUUUAACACAAUAACUCUCACUCUCAGAACCUUUUUAGAGCCACAGCGCAAUGUACAGAGCAACAGUUAGGCGUGUUGCUCAAUCUUAAACUACACACCAAUACCUAAAUAUACAUACACAGUGUAAUACAAAGAUAGGACUGUCACAUUAGGAACAAGUACAACUUUUACAAAACAGGAUAUUAAAGAGUUGAAACAAAUAUGUCUAUCUCAGAAAAAUGUCUUUGGUCCCACUUGCAACACCCACGGUAACAUCAAAACAAUCUAUUAUAUAACACAAAAUCAUCUUACAUAUGUGGGUGACAACCGCCAGGGUUUGGUUGUUGAUAAGGAACUCAGUUACAUGGGAACAGCACUCUGAGUUGUUAAACUGAAUGAAAAUUGUUUAACACCUCAAGGUGAGAUUGCAUCUAGACACUAAUUCUAAUUUUUACUUUUUCCUCUUCAUAACCUACACAUAGUCAAAUUUGUAUCUUCUUACUCAUUUGGUAAAGCAAAAGAUAUGGAGCAAGGAAUCAGACUAUGAUUUUAGAAAGGCACGCCAUGCAAAGGCAGCCCUUUCAAUAGAUAAACUUUUAGUUUUAACAUCUAUUUUUAGUAUUUUGUGUGUUAGAUAUAAAAGGGCCGGUGCAAUGAUUAUUGGCUGCACAGGCAAAAACAGAUUUUGACGCCCGCCCCAACUGCCUUCCCCACACACUCUGGUUCCCUGGGUACUGAUAGGCAUGCAAUACCACCUCCCCUGCUGCUGGAAACUCCUACAAGAAACAUAGAAACAUAGAAUGUGAUGGCAUAAGAACCAUUCGGCCCAUCUAGUCUGCCCAAUUUUCUAAAUACUUUCAUUAGUCCCUGGUCUUAUCUUAUAGUUAGAAUAGCCUUAUGCUUAUCCCAUGCAUGCUUAAAUUCCUUUACUGUGUUAACCUCUACCACUUCAGCUGGAAGGCUAUUCCAUGCAUCCACUACCCUCUUAGUAAAGUAAUACUUCCUGAUAUUAUUUUUAAACCUUUGUCCCUCUAAUUUAAGACUAUGUCCUCUUGUUGUGGUAGUUUUUCUUCUUUUAAAUAUAGUCUCCUCAUUUAUUGUGUUGAUUCCCUUUAUGUAUUUAUAUGUUUCUAUCAUAUCCCCCCUGUCUCGUUUUUCCUCCAAGCUAUACAUGUUAAGAUCCUUUAACCUUUCCUGGUAAGUUUUAUCCCGCAAUCCAUGAACCAGUUUAGUAGCCCUUCUCUGAACUCUCUCUAAGGUAUCAAUAUCCUUCUGAAGAUACGGUCUCCAGUACUGAGAACAAUACUCCAAGUGAGGUCUCACCAGUAUUCUGUAAAAUGGCAUGAGCACUUCCCUCUUUCUACUGCUAAUACCUCUCGCUAUACAACCAAACAUUCUUCUAGCAUUUCCUGCUGCUCUAUUACAUUGUCUGCCUACCUUUAAGUCAUCAGAAAUAAUCACCCCUAAAUCCCUUUCCUCAGAUGUUGAGGUUAGGACUCUAUCAAAUAUUCUGUACUCUGCCCUUGGGUUUUUACGUCCAAGAUGCAUUAUCUUGCACUUAUCCACAUUAAAUGUCAGUUGCCACAAUUCUGACCAUUUUUCUAGUUUACCUAAAUCAUUUGCCAUUUGGCUUAUCCCUCCUGGAACAUCAACCCUGUUACAUAUCUUAGUAUCAUCAGCAAAAAGACAUACCUUACCAUCAAGACCUUCUGCAAUAUAACGAAUAAAAAUAUUAAAGAGAAUGGGUCCAAGUACAGAUCCCUGAGGUACCACACUGGUGACAAGCCCAAGCUUCGAAUAUACUCCAUUGACUACAACCCUCUGUUGCCUGUCAUUCAGCCACUGCCUUACCCAUUUAAUAAUAUUGGAAUCCAAACUUAAAGAUUGCAGUAUCUUGAUAAGCAUUCUAUGUGCAACUCUCUGGUUAGUGCCACUGACCUACGCCCAACCACGCAUCAGCUUGCUCGCUUCGCUCAUUGGUUAACAUUGCUCGGCUGAAACUCAUAACCAAUGGCCGAGUUCAUAGAUGGCUGGUCUUAGUUCAAUGGCAGUAUAUUCUGGCUCAUGAAAAUGAACCCCCUCCCUAAGCAAUAUUAGUCCUCACAUAGUCUGCACACUCACAUAUACACACCUAUAGACAAACUCAUAUAUGCAAAAAAACACACAAACACACAGACUCAGACUUACAAUUAUGCAUUCAGGACAUGCACACUUACAGUAAGACAUUUAUACUCUGACACACACAGACAACACACUCACUUUCCCAGACCCAGAUACCCACUCACAUUCACACACCCAGAUAUCCACUCACAUUCACUGACCCAGAUAUCCACUCACAUCCACAGACCCAGAAACCCACUCACAUUCAGAGACCUAGAUACCCACUCACAUUCAGAGACCCAGAUCCCCACUCACAUUCACACACCCAGAUACCCACUCACUUUCACAGACCAAGAUACCCACUCACUUUAACUCUUGGAGGCACAACAUAGGUGGUCCACCCUCAAUCCUUGUAGCUCCUCAGCAUAUAAUGCACACCGAGCUUCUGUUGCUGAGAGCUACUAAUUCCUUGCUGCUCUAUAUACCAUUCCUCACUGUAACAGUAAGUAUGUGUGGUGUAGCAGCUCCUACCUGAAGGGAGUUGGACCCUUCAGCCUUCGAGGUGGGAGCUUGUUUCCAACUCCCAAAAGAAGAGACUGAGAUAGGUUAACUAAAGCAGUGCACCCAAAAUCAGACCCUAUACCCUAAAUAAAACUGUUCCACCGAUGUAUUGCAAAAAGCUGCCAGUAUUGGAGCAUGAAAAGAACUAACUACAGUAUAUAUAAAUCUUUAUUAAUCCCUCUUGAGGGAAAUUGAACUAAAAUAAAUGGAGUGAAAAAAGUGUGUAUACAGUGAUAAGACUUAAAAAUAGGAUCAUCAAUUGAUCUAUCCAAACAACAGCACUCACACAGUAUGAAUGUCUCUUGGCUACUAUUAGAGAUAAAAUAUUAGCGUGAGCUUGUUGUAGGUAGCUUCUAAAUGACAAGUAGUCCGUAAUCAACUAGACGUACUGAGGAGUGUGGGCUGAGCUCUUGACAAAGGCGCAUGCUGGCGCCGAAACGCGCGUUGAGCAUAACGGAUACCAAUAUGUAUUUUAUUUAGGAUCACUAUCUACUUUAUUAAGAAAUUUGGUUUUGGGAUUUAAUUUAUCUUUGAGCUACUAGGGCUUGUCAUUCUUACUUUUAUUUAACCGUCUAGCCGCUCGUUUGGAAACCUGAGGCACCUUACUCAUAGGGAGAUUUUUGUUGCCACCAGUCAGCUAUGGGUAAUAACACUCCCCUGCAUUAUUAGACCUACUCAUUAUGCAGUUUUAAGCUGUCAUAGCCGUACGCUUGGGAAUCUGAGAUAUUUUCAUCCUAGGGUGCUGCGGGAGAUUUUCACUGCCACCGGUCGACCAUUUAUACCUUACAGUUGUUGACCUAGCAUAAUAUUCCCCUGCACUUUUAGACCUACUCAGUAUUCUGUGCUAAGACGUCGCUUGCUGUCAACAAGCCUUUAGUUACUUUUGGAUCUCUUUAUACGGAUGUACUAUGGGGACUCAGUAAGAGCUCUCUAGAUGCUUGGCUUUUGUGGCUUCUGUAUGAGCACUUGAGAUUCUUGAAUUCUGUCCGGCCGGACCAAUAAAUUACCCCGACGUUCCCUCCGUAUACUGUUCAAUCAACCGUGGCAUUGAGGAUUAGAUGGUGUGAACUGGGGUGAUAGGUGGUUUAUCGGCUAACAUUCCGACUAUAUCAUUAAUUCGGCUUACACUGCCGUUUACCUUCUACCUUCCCCCUAGUAUUCCUAUACUCUCAUUGCAUUGGGGAUUAGUUGAAGUAUUUUAAUUGGGGGGACAGUAUUAUUCGCCGACUAGUAUUGAGAUUAUAUCACUAGUUCGGCUUAUACUGCUCCCCAUAUACUCCUAUAAACCUUCUGCAAUACCCCCACCACCCCUGGUAUUAAAUUAAUUUGACUGUACCCAUUACGGACAACUUAAAUUAGUAGCAAUAUAUGUGCAAUUGUAAGCACAUCACUCAAUCAAGGUUCACGCUAAUAGUCUCUAUUCCAGUGGAUACAUUCUUAUUCUUUUCAGCCCACACUCUGUAUAGUUGGCUAAGGAUACUUUGUCCAUUUAUAAACUGUUUGUAACAGCUCCCUGUAGUUAUUCCAACACUAGCUACGAGGUAUGCAUAUUGUGUGAGCUCAGCCUACACUCCUCAGUAUGUCUAGCUGAUUACGGACUACUUGUCAUUUAGAAGCUACCUACUAGUUCACGCUAAUAUUUUAUCUCUAGUAAUAGCCAAGAGACAUUCAUACUGUGUGAGUGCUGUUGUUUGGAUAGAUCAAUUGAUGAUCCUAUUUUUAAAGGGACACUAUAGUCACCUGAACAACUUUAGCUUAAUGAAGCAGUUUUGAUAUAUAGAACAUUGAAAAAGAAAAUAGUGGCUAUAGAGCUGGAGACAAUCCAGUCCUAGAGCCAAAAAGAGGACUAUAGUGGGCAAAAAGAGAGGGCCUAACCCAACAGAGAAUUAUAGUAGAAGAAAUCCCAAAAGCUUAGGGUGUGUGGAGAGAAAAACACAAGUCUAUCUGCCACAACACCCACGGCUAAGGGUAUGCCCACAUUGGGGGUAUAGUGUCCCCUGGUGUGUAUCAAUCAAAAAGAUCAAAAAAGUGAUAAGAUAAAAUAAAAUAAAAAAUACUUUAUUGAAAAACGUAUAGAGACUAUAAAAAAUCACAGGGGGUCCAGGGUAGGGGGAUGGCCAGUGGUGUGUGAGGCUAUAGUAGCACAAUAGAAGGCAGCAAGGCAGAUACAAUAAAGGGUUGUUAUAUGGCAUUAAAUAUGAAACAAAGGAUAUCUAGGAGUUUAUGUGCUCCAAGUUGCAUAUCCUAGUAAAAUGUAUUAGUAUAACGUGUUUCAGAAAGGUCCUUAGUUAGAGUGUCUGCACCGGAUGUAGUCAAACUGCUAUUAUGGGAGUACCACACAAUGAGAUGACUCAAGUGUGGUUCCCUGAAGUUUGUGGCAAGCUAGAAAAACACCCGUUCAAUAGAAAGUAAAUGGGACGGGUAGAGGAUGCUGGUUACACUAGUGAGAUAAAACUGGGAUCAAUAAUAUAGUAUAUGUAAAUAAAGAGAGAAAUUCCUCUAAUAUAUAUAGAAAAAGAUACCCAGAUAGCUCAAUUCAUCUAGUUGGUAGUCAGCCCACCCAGUUCAGAAGUAAUAAGGUGCUUGCAAAAGCAGACAGGGUAGCAACAUUUAAAGUAUGUUGCUAAAAAGUAGCAAAAUAUUUACAAAUCUCAGUAUAAUUAAGUGUACCAUAGGGUUAUUUUGCAGGGAGAGAAGUUGCAAUAUAGCACUACUUUAAGUCCCAAAGAUCUGCCCCUGCCUUCAAAGUAAUAAGAUAAUAAAAAGCAAAAAGAGAAAGGAAGGGAGAACAACUCCCAGCCAGCAGGCACAUCACCCACAACAGCCCCCACCCCAUGCAAUGUAACUGUACAAAACUAAAUCGUUGAGAGAGAGAGAGCUACCUAGAAAUCUAAAUCCAGCAUAGUAGGUAAAAUAAAAAGGUACUAAAGUAAGGCUGGAUUAUAAACUAGCACUCAAGAGGGAAGAGUCCGUCUAGAUCUAAGUAAAACGUAGGAAGGUGACUAACUAGGCUGAACUACAGUCUAACUCAGCUAACUCCCAUAUCGAGAAAUGACUAGCUAGGCUAAGCUACAAACUGACUCAACUAGCUCAACGCGCGUUUCGGCGCUGUGUGGCGCCUUUUUCAAGAGCGGCAAGGAGAUCUCCCUGCCGUCAGGAUUUAAAUAGGGCUAGUGCCCGCCUCUCCCGUGACGUCAUGGCGGGACGUAUGAGGCCGCGUCACGGGAGGGGGGGGAGCCAAGGGAUGCUCUGGCCGGCAAUUAUGCCGGUUAGGGAAACAAUAGAAUCGAUGUAAAAAGAUGAAGAUCAUAACUCAAAACGGAUACCAUAGAGCAAAUCCUUGGAAGGUAAAACCUCAAACAGGAACAUUAUAUCGGAGAUAUAUGAUGAGGUUGAACAGUAUACGUAAAGCAUAAUCUGCUUUCGAUUAUGUCAUACAUAUAAAACAGUCAAAAAUGCCUGUCGUGGUUAAAAUUAAAUAUACACCAAUAGGGAUUGAAAAUUUGUAUUCAAGACUCUAUCUAAACAGUUGGUAUUAUUUAAAUUCUUAUUCAAUCAAAGGGAGGGGACACACACAGUAAAGAAGAAGAGAAUUACAUAUGGUGUAUAUAGACAUCAUAAGAAAGGGGAGAAAGAGAACCCCUCAUUCAGACCAUUAGGAUUCAGAGUCUUUAGCCGAUAGAUCCAAAAACAUUCUCUUUGUCUGAGGAAUCGGUCAUAAUCACCACGUCUAGGAUUCUUUUUUACCAGUUCUAAGCCGCAGAAGCGUAACCCCUUGGGGUCAUUGUUAUGAUAUUCGCGAAGGUGCCUAGAGAUAGGGGUUUCAGCCGAAUAUUUGCUAGAUCUAAUGUGUUCUUGUAUGCGUUUCUUAAAGGGGCGGAAUGUUUUGCCCACAUAUUUUUUAUUGCAUUCACAGGUAAGUAGAUAUACAAUCCCUGAUGUGUUGCAGUUGAAGAAGGAGGUUAUAGUAAAUGCCUCCUUCUCCAUACUGUCUUUGACUAUUUUGGAGUCCUUUUUCAUAAAUUUGCAUGAGAUGCACCUCCCGCAUCUAUAGGUACCGGUCAGGCGGGUCUGGAGCCAUGUUGUAGAAGAUGGAAUAUCUGUUUUAAGAUGACUUGGAGCUAGGAGGUCUCGUAAGUUUUUACCUCUCCGGGCCGUGAUGGAGACAUUGGGGGCCAGUACUUCUUGAAGGUGUUGAUCAUUAGUUAGCAGUGGCCAAUAUCGUCUGAGGGAACUUUUAAUAUUUUCCCAUCCUGCAUCGUAGGUGGCAAUUAGGCGUAUAUUAUUCUUAGAGGUCUCUGCUGGUUUGGGGGUAUCCCCGCUCAACAGGACAUUGCGAUCUGAGUCAAGUGCUCUCUGGUAUGCCCGUUUAAGGCACCUAUUAGGGUAACCUUUGGCUUUAAAAUGGCCUCUUAAUUCUUUAGCCUUUGUCUUGAAUUCAUCGAUGGUACUACAGUUACGUCGGACCCUAAGAUAUUGACCCGUCGGGAUACCCAUUUUGAGCGGUAUUGGAUGAAAACUGUCCCAUCUCAAAAGGUUAUUAGUUGCCGAGGGUUUACGAUAAAGGGUGGUAUGUAUUUUGUUUUCAGAUGUUAAGGAGAUCGUUACAUCUAAAAAGUUCAAGUUUUGACCCCCAAAUUCAUUCGUGAAUCUGAGGUUUUCAUCAUUAAUGUUCAAGAUACGUACGAACUCAUUAAACUCUUGUGAGUUCCCCAGCCACACUAUGAGCACGUCAUCAAUGUAGCGACGCCAAAGGAAAAUCAAGGGUAAAUAUUGGGAGAUUACUGGAUGUUGGAAUAGAUGUUCCUCCCACCAGCCUAGAUGGAGGUUGGCAUACGAUGGGGCACAAGCCGUCCCCAUCGCAGUCCCCCUGAUUUGAUGAUAGUACUUAUUUUUGAAUAGAAAGUAAUUAUGUGAAAGGAUAUAUUCAAGAAGCUCCAAACAGAAGGUGGUAUGUGCUGUAAAUCCCGGGCCUCGUUGUUCCAAAAAAUGGCGUAUAUGGCGAAUGCCAUUGGAGUGGGGAAUGGAUGAAUAGAGGGCUUCGAUAUCCAAGCUACAUAAUUUGGCCGAGGGAGGUACCUCCAGAUUCGCUAAGAGGGCCAGGGUCUGUUUGGUAUCCUGGAGGUAAGAGGGAAGUUUUUCAACGAAUGGUCGUAAGAUUUUGUCAAUAUAUAUACUACCAUUCUGUGUCAAAUUGUCUAUGCCUGAGACAAUGGGGCGGCCAGGGGGUAAGGUCAUACUUUUAUGUACUUUGGGUAAGCAGUAGAAGGUCGCUAUCCUCGGAUGGCAAUUGAGGAUGAAUGCAUAUUCAUCUCCUGAUAGCAGCCCUCUACUGCGGCCCCUGUCCAGAAUCUCCCUAUAUUUUAUAAGGAAGUCAUUCGUAGGGUCAGAUUUUAAAGUUUUGUAUGUAUUCUCAUCUUCCAACACUUUGAGAACCAUUGUAACAUAGUCUGUGAUAUCCAUCAUGACUAUGUUCCCGCCUUUGUCCGCAGGUUUCAAAAUAAUUUCUGUAUUGUUUCUCAGAGACUUAAGUGCCACUUGUUCCCUACUUGACAAGUUCAUAUUGGGGUGAAAAUCAAGGGAUCUACUGUCUAUUUUAUCAAUUUCGUUUUUCAUUGUUUCUAGGAAAAGAUCAAUAUUACGGUAGUUUCCCAAGUAUGGAGUAAAUUUACUUUUUAAUUUUAAAUCAGUGUAUUUAGAAGGGUCGGUUUCAUUGCUUUCUUCCCAUAGGUCCAUAAGGGUCAUAAGGCAUUCAUAUUCUCUAUUGGACAUGCCAUGGGAUUUAGCUUUCUUUUCUUUAUUAAUCUCAUGAAAUUUAUGUAGAGCAAGUUUCCGGGCAAAGAGAUGGAGAUCUUUUACCCACAUGAAUUUAUUUAAGGGGGGUACUGGUACAAAGGAGAGCCCUUUCUCUAGAAGUGAGAGAUGGUCAUUAUUCAAGAUCUGUUUUGAAAGGUUAAUGACUCUUUGAUCCGUUACUCGGCAGUUUUCUUGAGUCAAAAUCUUCUCCUUCCUGGUCUCCUGCCUCUGUUUCCUUCCCUGUCUCGUGUGGGGUAUCUGUUUUUUCGAGUUUGCAUACCAUCCAUGUGGCCCAUCUCUAAAAAAUUCACCCCUUUUUUAAGUAUUCCUUUCGGAUUAGUAUAUGUAGAUGUUGUUGAAGUUUGUAAUUGUUGGUCAGUUUGUGAUCCAUUAGAGUUGUCAUUGUCAGUAUCGGAGGACUCAUAAUCUGAUGUUAAGUAGUUAUUAGAGUUUGUCCUAACUCUACGGUUGAAAUGUUGAUAGACUCUGUUUGUUUGGUAGUCUUUUGAGUCUCUCACAAACUUUUGAUGUUUGCGUAUCUUAAUAUUAUUUUGAAAUUUAUCUAAAUUGGUUUUCAAUCUAGUUUCAAAAUGGGUGAAUUCUGGGUUAGACUGAUAUUGUUGUGCACUAACAAUCUCCUGUUCAAGGUUAAGGUUAACUUCAGAGAUUUUUGCUUUUUCAAAUUUUAUUAAGAUCUCCAUAAACCGCUUGGAACAUGCUCCGGCUGCAGAUUCCCAUUCUUGCAUUAAGUCAGUAUUGUCUGUGUAUGAGGAUGGUAGAUUACGAACCCUAAGGCCCCGUGGAAUCAUCUCCUUUUUGAUAUAGUUUUCAAGAGAUGACACCUCCCAGCUAGAUUUAAUUUGUUUUUGGUACAGAUUUUGCAAGUUAUUAAAUGCUUGAUUGAUAUCAGGAGUAGAGUUAGAGCAAGCUAAUUGCUCUACUGAGAACACAUUGUCCGAGUCAAUACACCAUAAGUUACUGUCUGGUUUAUUAGAUAAGAACCCUGUCAUGAUUGGUAUGUGUUGCUUAUAAUGGAUGUAUAGGUAGUAUAUAAAUGAUAGAGUCUAGAUAGUCCUGGUAUUAAAACCACACGAAAGUUAAUUGAAAAAGAAAAUAGUGGCUUUAGAGCUGGAGACAAUCCAGUCCUAGAGCCAAAAGAGGACUAUAGUGGGCAAAAAGAGAGGGCCUAACCCAACAGAGAAUUAUAGUAGAAGAAAUCCCAAAAGCUUAGGGUGUGUGGAGAGAAAAACACAAGUCUAUCUGCCACAACACCCACGGCUAAGGGUAUGCCCACAUUGGGGGUAUAGUGUCCCCUGGUGUGUAUCAAUCAAAAAGAUCAAAAAAGUGAUAAGAUAAAAUAAAAUAAAAAAUACUUAAGUAUUACUGGGCAGACUGAUACUGUAGUACCAUCGAUGAAUUCAAGACAAAGGCUAAAGAAUUAAGAGGCCAUUUUAAAGCCAAAGGUUACCCUAAUAGGUGCCUUAAACGGGCAUACCAGAGAGCACUUGACUCAGAUCGCAAUGUCCUGUUGAGCGGGGAUACCCCCAAACCAGCAGAGACCUCUAAGAAUAAUAUACGCCUAAUUGCCACCUACGAUGCAGGAUGGGAAAAUAUUAAAAGUUCCCUCAGACGAUAUUGGCCACUGCUAACUAAUGAUCAACACCUUCAAGAAGUACUGGCCCCCAAUGUCUCCAUCACGGCCCGGAGAGGUAAAAACUUACGAGACCUCCUAGCUCCAAGUCAUCUUAAAACAGAUAUUCCAUCUUCUACAACAUGGCUCCAGACCCGCCUGACCGGUACCUAUAGAUGCGGGAGGUGCAUCUCAUGCAAAUUUAUGAAAAAGGACUCCAAAAUAGUCAAAGACAGUAUGGAGAAGGAGGCAUUUACUAUAACCUCCUUCUUCAACUGCAACACAUCAGGGAUUGUAUAUCUACUUACCUGUGAAUGCAAUAAAAAAUAUGUGGGCAAAACAUUCCGCCCCUUUAAGAAACGCAUACAAGAACACAUUAGAUCUAGCAAAUAUUCGGCUGAAACCCCUAUCUCUAGGCACCUUCGCGAAUAUCAUAACAAUGACCCCAAGGGGUUACGCUUCUGCGGCUUAGAACUGGUAAAAAAGAAUCCUAGACGUGGUGAUUAUGACCGAUUCCUCAGACAAAGAGAAUGUUUUUGGAUCUAUCGGCUAAAGACUCUGAAUCCUAAUGGUCUGAAUGAGGGGUUCUCUUUCUCCCCUUUCUUAUGAUGUCUAUAUACACCAUAUGUAAUUCUCUUCUUCUUUACUGUGUGUGUCCCCUCCCUUUGAUUGAAUAAGAAUUUAAAUAAUACCAACUGUUUAGAUAGAGUCUUGAAUACAAAUUUUCAAUCCCUAUUGGUGUAUAUUUAAUUUUAACCACGACAGGCAUUUUUGACUGUUUUAUAUGUAUGACAUAAUCGAAAGCAGAUUAUGCUUUACGUAUACUGUUCAACCUCAUCAUAUAUCUCCGAUAUAAUGUUCCUGUUUGAGGUUUUACCUUCCAAGGAUUUGCUCUAUGGUAUCCGUUUUGAGUUAUGAUCUUCAUCUUUUUACAUCGAUUCUAUUGUUUCCCUAACCGGCAUAAUUGCCGGCCAGAGCAUCCCUUGGCUCCCCCCCCUCCCGUGACGCGGCCUCAUACGUCCCGCCAUGACGUCACGGGAGAGGCGGGCACUAGCCCUAUUUAAAUCCUGACGGCAGGGAGAUCUCCUUGCCGCUCUUGAAAAAGGCGCCACACAGCGCCGAAACGCGCGUUGAGCUAGUUGAGUCAGUUUGUAGCUUAGCCUAGCUAGUCAUUUCUCGAUAUGGGAGUUAGCUGAGUUAGACUGUAGUUCAGCCUAGUUAGUCACCUUCCUAUGUUUUACUUAGAUCUAGACGGACUCUUCCCUCUUGAGUGCUAGUUUAUAAUCCAGCCUUACUUUAGUACCUUUUUAUUUUACCUACUAUGCUGGAUUUAGAUUUCUAGGUAGCUCUCUCUCUCUCAACGAUUUAGUUUUGUACAGUUACAUUGCAUGGGGUGGGGGCUGUUGUGGGUGAUGUGCCUGCUGGCUGGGAGUUGUUCUCCCUUCCUUUCUCUUUUUGCUUUUUAUUACUUUGAAGGCAGGGGCAGAUCUUUGGGACUUAAAGUAGUGCUAUAUUGCAACUUCUCUCCCUGCAAAAUAACCCUAUGGUACACUUAAUUAUACUGAGAUUUGUAAAUAUUUUGCUACUUUUUAGCAACAUACUUUAAAUGUUGCUACCCUGUCUGCUUUUGCAAGCACCUUAUUACUUCUGAACUGGGUGGGCUGACUACCAACUAGAUGAAUUGAGCUAUCUGGGUAUCUUUUUCUAUAUAUAUUAGAGGAAUUUCUCUCUUUAUUUACAUAUACUAUAUUAUUGAUCCCAGUUUUAUCUCACUAGUGUAACCAGCAUCCUCUACCCGUCCCAUUUACUUUCUAUUGAACGGGUGUUUUUCUAGCUUGCCACAAACUUCAGGGAACCACACUUGAGUCAUCUCAUUGUGUGGUACUCCCAUAAUAGCAGUUUGACUACAUCCGGUGCAGACACUCUAACUAAGGACCUUUCUGAAACACGUUAUACUAAUACAUUUUACUAGGAUAUGCAACUUGGAGCACAUAAACUCCUAGAUAUCCUUUGUUUCAUAUUUAAUGCCAUAUAACAACCCUUUAUUGUAUCUGCCUUGCUGCCUUCUAUUGUGCUACUAUAGCCUCACACACCACUGGCCAUCCCCCUACCCUGGACUCCCUGUGAUUUUUUAUAGUCUCUAUACGUUUUUCAAUAAAGUAUUUUUUAUUUUAUUUUAUCUUAUCACUUUUUUGAUCUUUUUGAUUGAUACACACCAGGGGACACUAUACCCCCAAUGUGGGCAUACCCUUAGCCGUGGGUGUUGUGGCAGAUAGACUUGUGUUUUUCUCUCCACACACCCUAAGCUUUUGGGAUUUCUUCUACUAUUGAUAUAUAGAACAUGCCCCUGCAGCCUCACUGCUCAAUCCUCUGCCAUUUAGGAGUUUAAUCCCUUUAUUUAUGAACCCUAGUCACACCUCCCUGCAUGUGACUUGCACAGCCUUCCAUAAACACUUCCUGUAAAGAGAGCCCUAUUUAGGCUUUCUUUAUUGCAAGUUCUGUUUAAUUAAGAUUUUCUUAUCCCCUGCUCUAGCAAGAGCCUCCUGUAUGUGAUUAAAGAUCAAUUUAGAGAUUGAGAUACAAUUAUUUAAGGUAAAUUACAUCUGUUUGACAGUGAAACCAGUUUUUUUUUUUUCAUGCAGGCUCUGUCAAUCAUAGCCAGGGGAGGUGUGGCUAGGACUGCAUAAACAGAAACAAAAUGAUUUAACUCCUAAAUGACAGUGAAUUGAGCAGUGAAAUUGCAGGGAGAUGAUCUAUACACUAAAACUGCUUUAUUUAGCUAAAGUAAUUUAGGGGACUAUAGUGUUCCUUUAAAGUCUGGUCACUGUACACAAACUUUUUUCACUCCAUUUAUUUUAGUUCAAUUUCCCUCAAGAGGGAUUAAUAAAGAUUUAUAUGUACUGUAGUUAGUUCUUUUCAUGCUCCAAUACUGGCAGCUUUUUGCAAUACAUCGGUGGAGCAGUUUUAUUUAGGGUAUAGAGUCGGAUUUUGGGUGCACUGCUUUAGUUAACCCAUCUCAGUCUCUUCUUUUGCUAUUGUAGUUUUGGGUCAUGCCCUGAUACCCUUCAACCAAUAACAACUCCAGUGGAUUGACCAAUUUGGUCUUUUCACUGUUGUUGUACUAUUUGUUUCCCACUCCCUCGAGGUCUGAUCACACGUGCUGCAGUAUCACUAUGUAAUGGGAGGGCUUGCAGCCUCCAGGCUUCGAUGGUGUGCCGUACCAAUUCUGCUGUUCAAAACACUGGGAGUGUGAGUUAUGAGGGGCAGCUGCCGUGGGCUUACGGUAGCUGCUAAUUGUAUCCUUCAUCAAAGGACUCUAAUAACGGUGUACUGCCAAAAAUAUUUAAGAAAUCCAGGUCUCUGGCCACGUGCUAGAAAUUUUGUUUUUUGCGGCACCUUGCUGUGGCACCCUAAGGUGGCCGCCUGUGCCGCCUUAUGGAUGCACCGGCCCUGGAUAUAAAUUGCCGAGCACUUAUUUAAAUAGCAUAAACCAGUGUUAAACUAUGAAUACACCUUUGAACGUUGAAUGACAACGCGACUCUUGGUCAAAGACAUGCCUAUUGUUAUGCAUUGCACGGCUAGGACUCUCUCCAACUCAAGCUACUGUUUAGCCCAAAUGCAUCAUACCUCAAUAGUAUAACUUGUACUCAUUUAUUUGCAUGUCCCAAUACACUGAGAACCGUAAAACGCAAACAAAAUCCGGGGAUCUCCCCCUCUAUUGACCCUUAUGCACUGUGCAUUCUGCCAGUACCCUUUAUUUGCUAUACUUAGAUUUGUUUAAACGCUUAGCCAACCUACUGGAACCCUAGGCAUUUCACCUCUUACUAUGUUAAUACAGCCUUAGAUUCCAUGCCUAGACACUCAGUUUAGCCUACCUACCACGCAUACAUUAAUGAGCAUGUGCCUUGUGAGACAGAUACACUAGCAAAGAAUUAUGCAUGUUAAUAGCCUAGAUCAGUCAUAUGUAUUAACCCCUUGUACCCACAAUGCUGGUUAUUGCGACCUACAUUUACCAAUAACAUGAUCUAAUCAAUACUAAUCUCAAACUUAAACAAAAAAUGUGUGCUGAUAAUCCUAAUGUUCCAAUUGUUUUGCCUGAAAAUGUGCUUGAGGAAUGCUAUUGGGGCACCAAGAGCUUAUUUGUUAUGUUACCCAAAGCACAACAAAAAUAAAGAAUAAAAAAAAAAACAAAAAAACUAUGAAUACACCACAACAUAUAUACAAUAUACUCAUAAGUUAUUUCAUAAAGACAUGAAAAAGAAACUUAUAAAACUUAUACAAAUCAACACAUCCCCCCAGCUUCCUCUCAUAAUAUAAGAGGUAUAAACAUUCCCAUUAGAGGAUUGAAAAACAAAACAGAAAAACUGAAAAUGUAUGCAAUAUAUCAUCAAGCACAGCCCAUAGUUGGUGUUUAAAGCAUAGAUUUUAAAAAAACCUCAACAACUAACUACCAAUUGACAAAGUCUGUCUCUUCGAAUAAAAAUCAUCUAAAUUCCACAGCCUUUAUACAUUUAGAAUGCAGUUUAUUAUAUGUUUUUUUUUUUUUUAAAUAAAUAGUUGUAUUUUAUUACCUUCUCGUUCCUGAGUCUGGUACAAUUUUUAGCUUCUAUACAUUCCAUUGGAUUCUUCUGUAGUAGAUUGUUAGAAUGUUACCCUAAUACACACAUUCUGUUUGUACUCAGAGCCUCGUUAAAACGGCUCUCUUUCAUUUAAGUGGGCUAUACCAUAUUUUAUUCUAGCUUGAUGUUUAAAUCUGCUUCAUUCGAAGUAUAACAUUGGUUUGUGCACAUUAAAUGACCUCUUCACAUUGAUCGGACGUUUUCACUUUAUUAUUGUUAGUGUGAUAUCAAAGAGGAAGCUCAAACUGUCAAACACUCAAACAGUCUUCUUAUUGUAUAAACUAGCAUAAUUAAUAUGUAAUACGUGCAUAACAGCACAUCACUUUCUGGGUUACUCACUAACGUGAAAAUGUAUAGUGAAUUUUAACACAAUUUCAAAUCAAAAAAGCUGAACUAAAAAAAAAAAUGUCGGGGGCGGAGCCAAGCCACUGACCUGAGCGGACGCAUUAGCACUGUCCUCUGGGCCAAAACCGCUAAAAAAGGGGAUAAAAAACACUUUUUUUUUCAAGCCUCCUACCCGAAUCCCCACAGACCCCGACAACUAUGGGCAGGAAAACAAAGAAACUGAGAUCCGACAGACCCAAACCGGGUAUGAAUAUCGGCGAUCUCCUCCGCCAAGCACAUGGUGCGUGUGGGCUCAAGAUGGCCGUGGUCCUGGAUGAUUUUUCAGAAAACUCGGAAGAACUGUCGCUGUAUGAAGAAGAAGAUGGCCACAUGUUGGCACUACAACACUCACCUAAGCAGAGUCGGCUCUAUAAUUAGGCGAUUUAGGCGGCCGCCUAAGGCCUCGCACAGUCAGGGGCCUCGCGGCCGCCUAAAUCGCCUGAGGGCAGACUGACAUGUCGGGUUCUCGGUCUCUGACCGAGGACCCGACACAGGAGGGGGCACGGCGGCUUGCCCUUUGUGCCGCUGGGUGCCAGGCCCCUCCUGUCAGUCCGCCCGGGGAGAGAGCCGGCCUCAGUCUGCAGCUCCGCCGGGUGUGAGCUGCAGACUGAUGUCUCGCAAUCUCCAGCCAAUCAGAGCGUUGCCGCGGGUUACCACGGCAACGCUCUGAAUGGAGAUCGUGAGACAUUCCCCAUGUGGUCUGCAGCUCUGCAUCCGGCGGAGCUGCAGACCGGAAAGCCCACUGGACCACCAGGGACAGAAUAACCCCACUGGACCACCAGGGAAAAAGGUAAAUUUUGACCCCACCUCACCCUGCACCCCACCUGUCACCCCCCUCACCCUGUCACCCCCUCUCACCCUGCACCCCACCUGUCACCCAUCCUCACCCAGCCACCUCACACUGUCAACACCCUGUCACCCCCCCUCACCCUGUUACCCCCCUCACCCUGCCACCUCACCCUGCACCCCACCUGUUACCCCCCCUCCUGCCACCUCACCCCCCUCACCCUGUUUACCCCACCUCACCUGUCACCCCUCACCUUUGCACCCACCUGUCACCCCCUCACUCCCUGCCACCUCACUGUCACCCCAUGUCCGGCACCCUGUCACCCCCUCUCACCCUGCCACCUCACCCUGCACCCCAUGUUACCCCCCCCUCCCACCCUGUCACCACCCCUCACUGCCACCUCACCCCUGCACCCCAUAAUGCCCCCCUCCCCUGCCACCCCAUCUGUCUUUAUGUCAACACCUGUCACCCCCCCUCACCCCGUGACCCCCUCACCUGCUACCUCACACUGUUACACCCCUAAUGUCAACACCCUGUCACCCCCUCACCCUGCUCACAUUGUCACCCCUGUCAACACCCCCUGUCACCCCCUCACCCUGUCACCCCCCCCCUCACCCUGCUGCCUCACACUGUACCCCUGUCACUCACUGUCACCCCCCCCCUCACCCUGUCACCCCCCUGCCCUGCCUCACACUGUCACCCCUGUCAACACCCUGUCACCCCCCCCUCACCUGGGGUUUGUCACCCCUCACCCACCUCACACUGUCACCCACCUGUCACCCCCUGUCAGCACCCUGUCACCCCCCCCCCCUCACUGUCACCCCCCCUCACCCUGCCACUUCACUGUCAGCACCCUGUCACCCCCCUCACCCUGCCACUUCACACUGUCACCCCAUCUGUCACCCCCCUCAACCUGCCACCCCAUCUGUCACCAUCAUCUCACCCUGCCACCCCACCUGUCACUCCCCUGUCUUAUACACACAAGUCAACUGCUGUUUUUUUCCAAUAAUGGUGAGUGGGGGCCUCAUGUAUGAGUUUCAGCCUAAGGCCUCGCCAAGUCUAGAGCCACCACUGCACCUAAGCCCAAGACAGUGACUUCUAAACCAGUGACAGCUGAAAUGAUACAGGACAUGCUAAGUGCCCUCCAGAGAACCUUGCAGGCAGAUGUAGCCCAGCUGCACACCGACAUCACAGGCCUGGUGAGCCGCAUUGACACAGUAGAAAUGGCCUUGGCGCAGCACACCCAAACCAUAGCUCAACUACAGUGGGACAUCGAGGCACUCACUAAAAAGCAAGCUGCCUCUGACAUGCACUUCGCCCAGCUAAAAGACACACGACAUCGCAUCAACCUGAAAAUCCGGGGGAUACCGGAGGAGGUACCCGCGGCAGAGCUCCCACAUCUACUUCGGAGACUACUGGCAGACUUACUAGAGCCCAAGACCUCCAGGGCUAUACACAAGGAGAGCGCCUUCCGGGUACCGAAACCGAGAGGAGCGCCCAACACGGCAUCUCGUGACCUAAUUGUGAGGUUUUGCAGCGGAGCUGACAAAGCACUAGUCCAGGCGGCCCUGAAGGGGACUACCACCCUUAAUUUCGAGAACAUGGCUCUAUCCUUUUUUGCUGACCUAUCAGGUGAAACACUGCACUGGCGCAAGACGAUGAAACCCCUCAUGGCCGUGCUGCGCACCCAUGGCGUGGAAUACCGCUGGAGAUCCCCACGCGCACUUCAAGUAAGGCCAGGAAAAGAGACACAUAGAGCCACAGACAUCUCGGAAGCCCCCACGCUCCUUGUAAAACUUUGGCUACCAGGGGACACCCUCCACCGACCUGGCGACCAACCGACGACAUCGGCGACACACCAAUGGGACAUAGCAAAGAUCAAGCCAUUCACCCCGAUGGGAGCCAAACCGAUAGCAGCUGCCAACAGCGGACAGUAAAAGAUCGGCACCUCUAGCCCUAAAAACCUGGGACUUACCCAAUCAGUGCCUCACAACUGAUUGGACUCAGACUUGCUCUAGUAGCAUCAGUGCCAAAAAGUAAAUCUCGAUGGAUAAAAUAUGCGUGCUGUUGUGGAACAUUACACAUGCUUGUUAUUUUCUUGCACAGGAAAAAUAAAGAACUAAAAAAAAAAAUGUCUAAGUUAAUUAUUCUUUCAAUUUAGCUAUAAAUUUAGUAAAUAACUUUUUUUCUUCUUCUGUAAUUAGAAUCAAAAACUGGAAAAUGUGUUUAAUAUAGAAUUUGCCUUAUUUUAGAAGACUUAGGGACAACAUUACCUGAUGCGCUUAUAGGCAUUAACUCUAUAUUUUCUCGAGUCAAACGCAUUUCUCUUUGUCUCCUCUAUAUUAACACAUACAAAUAUGAGGCUAUAUUUAAAGUAUACAGAUGUUAACAACUGUAUUUUUAUUGAUGCCAACUUUUGUUGGUUCCAUAUCUGCAUUUAUUAUUGAUAUUUGAUUUGGAAAGUAUACCUCCUUAAUUACUUGUGGUAACAACCACACCCAAUAAAUAUCUCACCGUAUUUUUUACCCGCAUUUGUUUUUCACUGUAAAUCUCACCCCAGUUUCCUUUCCCUAUCUUUUCUCUUUCACCUUUUGUGUAAUCUAGCGUGUUCUGAAAUAAAACAUUAAGAGCUUCCUUAUGAGAAAGACCCCCUCCCUCCGAAGCAUUUUUUUGUGGUUUACGGUUUUAACUUACUUUAAACUAUGGUCCUGGAGAGACUACGCCUAGUUGUUAAAAUACCAGAACAAUGCAUACAUGAUUAACGUUCUCAAGAUAAUUUUUUUUUUUAUCAGUAACCUGAAAAGUUUGUAGCAAAUUAUGGAUUCAAUCCAAUAUUGUUCGUUAAGCUUUAUAAAUUAUUUAAUAUUUUUGGAUAACUUUUUUAAACUAUUAUUUUAAAAUAUAUUAAUAUAUAAAAAUAUAUAUAUAUAUCAUAUAUUAAAAAAUAUGUAUCCUAAAUAAAAAUAAAACAUUUUAAUGUUUUUCAUAAUGUUAAAUAAUUUUAAAGGUUUAUCCAAAAUAUUAUUAAAUCAUUUUAAAAAGCUUAUUAGACAAUACUAAAUCCCAGCCUAUGUAUGUUUCUAAAACAAAAUACACAUUUUUAAAUAAAAAUAGUGUUUUUUCAUUCCCUUUAUAGUAUAUUAAGUAGUAUAUUGCUGUCUAACAGUAUUUAACUAAGCAUACUCACGUGCAUUGAUCACUAGCAUAUAGGCCAUUGCUUUUAUUUCAUAUUAAGUGAUAAGAUAUUAAUAAAUAUUAAGAUAUUAAAGGAGUACUAUAGGGUCAGGAAUACAAAUGUGUUUUCCUGACCCUAGAGUGUUAAAAACACUAUAUAGGUGGCCAGCUCCCUUUGCCCCCUUAAAGAGGAUGAAAACUUACCCUUAUUACUGGCCCUGCCCCCGAUUUGCCUCCUUAACUGAUAUCAUCAGAAUUGCAUUAGGAAAGCAUGAGAUUGUCAAUUCUGAUUAUCCCAGCCAAGGAGAUGGGGUGAGGGUGGGCAGAGCCAAACACAGUGAUGACCAAGCAGCAUCUCCUAUUAGAGUUGCAUUUAAUCAAUGCAUCUUCAUAUGAAAAAUUCAGCAUACUAGAGGUGUCAAUAGGCAGCAAUGUAAAAAAGCCUACAGACUAUAUUCACCAGAACAACUACAUUAAGUUGUAGUUGUUUUUGUGACUAUAGUGUCCCUUUAAAGGUACACUAUAGUCACCCAGACCGCUUCAGCUCAUUGAAGUGGACUGGGUGCAUAGUCCCAGGUCCCUUAACCCUGCAAAGGUAAUUAUUGCAGUUUUUAAUGAACUGCAAUACUUACUUUUGAGGGUUUACUCCACCUCUAGUGGCUGUCUACCAGACAGCCACUAGAGGGACUUCAGAGUCAUUAGGCGAGGGACAUCGGCGCUGGAAUGAGGUAACAGAAGGUAAUUUUAACUCCUUCUGCAUCACUGUGGGGGUGGUUGAGGGAGGGGGUGGACCCACCAGUAAUGUCAUGUGUACUUUGAAACUGUGUAUAGUGAGUUUAGUAUAUUUUACUUUGGUUUUACUGGAGAUGUGACUAAGACAGAGGUUACACACUUCUAGUUAUACCAAAUCAUACCAGCAAUGGGUGCUUCUAUGGACUCAAAGUGGUCAGCUGACACUCCUAGGCAAUCACAGAACUCCAGACAAUAUUAUGAUGGUUUAGGCACUCUAGGUAAAUCCAAAGUGAGCAGAUUUAUUGGAGCAGAUGAAAAGCAACGUUUAAGCCCACAAUAGGGCCUUUGUCAAGCUGUGGGACGAAACUCUGCUUUCAUGCUCCAAUAAACCUACUCACUUUGGAUUUAUCUUGAGUGCCUGGGCCAUCAUUUAUUUUCUGCAAAUUAUAUUGUGAGGAUUGGCCAACUCUGGGCCGGUUACAACCUGAGAUCCAGGCGAAUGCGGGAUCCUUUAUGGUAAUUAUAUCCCGAGAAUAUUAUGACUUUAACAAAAUGAAGCACUUGCAGUAUCUACAGUGUCAGGAAAAUGCCAAUAGAUAUAGGAUUUAGGAUUCUCGGGCUUUGUACUCACCAUACUGUAAACAUCAACUGCCAUCAAUGUGAGUUUAGCAGAAAAUGAUGUUAGUUGAACUCCACCGCAUCUCAGCUGAUCUGAUCCCUAGAGGCCUAAGGGAGUUAGGAUUAAGAUUACAGAGAGGUGGUUUAGCCUUCAGACUGCUGUGUAUUGCAAAUAUUAUCAUGCCCAGCCGUGAUGAAUCUUAGCAACACAGUAACACCAGCUCUCAGAAUGUAGCAUUUGAGAAAUAUAUAUAUAUAUAUAUACGACUAAUCAAAUAUAUAUAUAUAUAUAUAUAUAUAUAUAUAUUAUCAAAAAUUAUGGCUGCACUCCUCUGGCUUCGUUUAAAAUCCAAAUAGUUUAUUGGGUAUACAUUAAAAUCGAGAUCAACGUUUCAACCCCACUCUGGGCUUUCCUUAGGAUCAGAAAAUACAUACAUGUGUAAUGUAACACAUGUAUGUAUUUUCUGAUCCUGAGGAAAGCCCAGAGUGGGGAUGAAACGUUGAUCUAGAUUUUAAUGUAUACCCAAUAAACUAUUUGGAUUUUAAACGAAGCCCAAGUAGUGCAGCCAUCAUUUUGGAUAUUCUAUGUGAAAUUAGCCUGCUGACUUCUGCACCCGGCAUUAUCUAAGAAAGCGUGAGUGCAAGGAAACUUCUGUCUUUUAUAUAUAUAUAUAUAUAUUUAUAAAUUAUCUGAUCAUUGGCCUAGUGUGUCUACAGUAAAGAAGACUAAGUUCAUACUUAGCUGAUAAGUUAAUUGUCUCCAGGGUGCUUUCAGACAAUGCAUUGCUGCACCUGUCUGAGGUUAUGAGUAGCUUCGAAUCUGCGGUUUCCUCUCCUUUCACUGCAGGUGACUACGGAUGUGGUUAAGGGUGGAAGUCAUAAUAUGCUGCUUUUAAUAUAGUGCACAUGCUACACUCUGAAUGAAGAUGAUUUUGAUCUCCAGUUGCAGAAAUAAAAGAUCCAAGAGUACAUCAAUUCACUUUAAUUAACAUGAUGGCCUUUAUAUGUGUCAAAGCUUCUAUUACACAAUGAUGUACACACGGCAGAGAACGGAACUGUGCAACCAGCCGAGGCAUCCGAUGACACACAUAUGGAAUUUUUAUCUUUUUUUAAUAAAUAAUUUCUAUUUAAGUCCCCCAAGUUCAGCUGUUUACUUAUCUGUACUGAGUGAAUAUACGCUCAAUCAGCUAUUGUAGGAUGAUGCAUUAUUUCUCUGUUUGUUCAGAGAGUUAUAGAACAUGGAAAACUGAAACGUUCAGUUUUCUCAGCCCCCAUCAUGGAAUGUUCUGCUUACUCCCAUUUAACCAUCCUGCUGGCCAAAUCACAACGGUACCUACUGAUAGACUGCUCUUCAGAGUGCAAUCAGCGUAUACCCACUCCCACAAGCAUUAUUCAGUGUUUUGGUGUUGGAGAAUACUCUGAUAUGGCAUCAUUGCUCAUGUACAUGCAUAUGCACAGAGCCAGAUUAAGGUUGCCCAUUGCCUUAGUCAGGUUGCCAAACAAGAGUCCUCACCUAGACCCUGGGUCUGUUUCUGUGAGUGCUGUGUGUCUGUUUGUGUGAGAGUGUGUGUAGAGACUGAGUGUUGUCUGUGUGGAGGAGGCUAAACAUGUCUGUGUGUCUAGCAUUAUGUACCUGUGUAUGUGCCUGACAGUGUGUGUCCAUUUCUGACUGAGUGUGUCUGUUUGUGUUUUUUCUUUGUUGUGUUUAUUGUCAUGCUUUGUUCCAAGUGUGGGAGGUGACUGUGUAUAAUGAUUGCUACUUUCAGGGAUUUGACUGUGGCAUGGCAGAGGUGAGGGGUAGGUGAGUGGGGUAGGUGAGUGGGAAAAGGUAGGUGAGUGUGACACUCUAUAGGCAUUUAAAUCUUUCAAGAUGAACAGUUAUGAGUUGGGGCUUCUUUAAUAGCUAAAAAUAUAAUUUAACCCAUAUCGUGCAGUAAUUUAAAUCUGGCUUAUGUUUGCAAAAUAUAUUCUAAAAUAAAUUUUUUUUAAAUAGAUUAUUAAAAUGUUUUUUUAUAUUUCUUUUUUUCUCUUUUUUAGCAGUGUGUGGGGGAGUACACAACCCCGGCAGAUGAUGAGGCCGACAAUUUUACCAUUGAUUACUACGGGUUUGAAGAACAAUGUAAAAAAAAGGAAGUUCGUGAAUUCCGCUCCAUAUUUCUUCCUGUCAUGUUCGUUAUGAUCUUCUUGGUGGGACUUGCAGGGAAUGGACUGGUGAUGCUCAGAUACUUCUACUUUAAACGACUCAAGACUGGAACAGACUAUUACAUGAUGAACCUUGCUAUAGCAGACAUGCUAUUCCUCCUAACACUGCCUUUCUGGGCUUUCAGCGUAGCCUCAGAUUGGGCAUUCGGAAACAAGAUGUGCAAAAUCAUCUACUGUCUGUACAAAAUGAGCUUCUUUAGUGGCAUGUUCCUGUUGAUGUGUGUGAGCUUUGAAAGAUACUUUGCCAUUGUUCAUUCACCCUCUGCUCAUCGUCACAGAACCAAGACCGUGUUGAUAAGUAAGCUAUCUUGCGUUGGCAUUUGGGUAGUAGCCUUUAUCCUUUCCAUUCCUGAGUUGAUCUACAGUGGAAUAAAAGCGAGAAAUAAUUUAACAAAGUGUGUAAUAUUAUCCGAAGAAAUCAAUAGCCUUACUAUACAGUUGAAAAUAGCUCAGAUGUUCUUUGGCUUUAUUUUGCCUCUGUUUAUCAUGUCCUUUUGCUACUCUAUGAUAAUCAAUAGGCUGCUCCAGGCUCGUAACUUUGAGAAAUACAAAGCCAUCAAAGUCAUCAUUGCCAUCGUCAUUGUUUUUGUAGUCUUUCAGCUACCUUAUAAUAGCGUAAUAGUUAUAAAAACCAUAAGCAACACCACCGACUGCAAAUUAAGCAAGCAGCUGGAUAUUGCCGAUGACGUUACAUACACCUUGGCCUGCUUCCGCUGCUGUCUGAACCCUUUUCUCUAUGUUAUUAUUGGAAUCAAGUUCAGGAAUGACCUUUGCAAACUCUUCAAGGACAUUGGUUGCAUGAGCCAAGAGAAGCUCAGUGAAUGGUCAACAGCAGUAAAACCAAGCAAGAGAACUUCCUUUGCACUGGAAACAACUGAGACAUCGACUACAUAUUCUCCAUGAAAACAAAACUCAGCAAUAUCAACAUAUUCCUUAUUCCUCACUGCUUUUGUGAUAUGAAUAAUGCUGACAGAGAAAAAUCUAGGCAAAAAUAAACAAUGGAUUUUAUCAAAGCUCUUUUGCUUUUUGGAACGUUUAAAUAAAAUGGAGAGAAUGAUUACAUGUCAUACAUUUCAGGUUUCAACUUUUAAACCAUGCAUAUUGAAGGAAACAUGUUUUGAGAAGUCAAGAAACCCUAUGGCAUUGUCAUCAUUAGUAUUAUAUGAUCGCCAACGCACCUAAGCGUCACGAUUCAAAACAGAAAGCCUGGACUGUAUCUAAUGGACGAAAUGCAAAUUACUUUUACGUUUUCAUUGUGUUCGAGAAGCUCUUAAAACCUUUAAACUCUGAUUGAGUUGUGUCCGGGUCAAGUGAGAAUCCUGCUUAUCCACCAGAGAAUGAACCCAGAUGUUGUGGGGAAUGAAAGAUUUACGAUUUUCAACUAAGAGUGUAAUCUAGUUACAUGUUUUGAAAUAUGAACCAUGCAAGGGAAAUGUACAGAUUUCAAAGUGGUUUGCAAUUCCCCUUUGUAAAGAAACACACUUAUGCAUGACCUGUGUUACUCAGGCAGUGCUCCAGAUUAUUUAAGAGUUACUAGCUAACAAAAAAAAUAUGGCUAUGGGAUAAGGUUCUAUAAAGUAAAAAAUGUUUUAAAAAAGCCCAACUGUGUUAUGUUUUUAUCAAGGUUCAACAUUAUUUCCACUUGCCACCAGAGUAGGGUUACCCUUUAGGCAAACAUAGAUGGCCAUCUAGGGGUUAGACAGGUGCCAUAUAACCACAAAUUUGUUUGUCCCCAUUAACCAUCCCUAUGUGAAGAGUUUAAGAGAGGGAUGCAAACUAAUGACCUGCUUGGGCCCUGUGGGAUCUUAACCCUUGUCUGCUCACGAUUAGCCAUUGACAAGUGAAAGAUUUGCCAUAGUGAGUAUGAAUUCAUCCAUGAUGAGUGUGGCAUAGAUUCUACAGGCGUGCAGUGGUGAUAAACCUUUAAAGCCUGCCUAGUAUUGUAGGGCAUGAUAUUUUAGUUUUGACUUCCAAAUAUGCCGUGCCAAUGUUGCCAACGCACAUUUCCAAACAGCUUGCUUUUGGAAUACAGUAUGUGCUAUCUCUGUGUCAUUAUCCAAUUAUGUUCACGAAGUUUUAUGUUCUAUAACUCACCAUAGAUGUGUUUUUUCUAUAGUUGUUAAGGUAGGAUGGAAAUUAAAGGUCCUGUAACGGACCGUUUUGCCCAAAAGAGGUUAAAAACCGUUUAGGCGAUAUUCCCCUUUUUCAGCUGCACCGACAGCUACUGCAAGCACCAAUCUCCUGAACUGCAAACCUACGAAUUCACCAACUCCCGAACUGCAACCAAGGGAAUACUCGAAACUCCCGAACUGGAUACACACGAACAGCUGCUAGCAGACAAACAGGAAAAGCCCCCAAGCGGCUUACACUCCUGGCAAUCAGUCUCUAACAGCAUACAGUAAAUCCUCCCCCAAUAAUGAGACAACACUUCACUUUGAGGGUUAAGCAGGAACUCAUUUACUGGGGCUAACUGCCCGGCUUUUAUGCAGGUCUCCCUGCAUAAAAUGGGAGACUGGGACACAAAGGGUAAAAGGACCAAUCACAGACUUACACAUUUCAACCAUCCCACAAUGCAUCACAAUCCCUCCUCUCUGCCCUGGAGAUAAUUUGGGAAGUAAUUCAAUUAUCUCCAAAGACAGAGGCAAAACUCCAUUAACCACAUGGCAGAAAACAAACAGUAAAAGACAUAAAAUUACCUACAGUUACAUUCAGUACAUAAAACAUAUAUGUUCUACAUAUCCCCAGAUAGCUCAGGUCUGAGCGCACAUUUUUAAGCGAAUGGCGCUCAGACCACACAAAUACAGUUUAAUCGCCAUGGAGCCAAAGUCUUUACACAGUCAGUUUCAUGCGAAUGGGCUCCAUGGGAUUCCUAUCUGGGGCACAACACACUCAAACAAAUCUACCGAACACCCGGCAGAAAAGCACGAACAAGUCUUUUCUGCAGGGAAAAAAGAUGUCUUUUAACAUGGGGCCAUAGUCCAAAGGCAGCAGGCGAGCAACCAGGCUUCUCCAGGGUACAGUGGCGAGGUUGGUUUCGCCACAGGUCCACAACAAUAUUUUUAUUGUUUUGGGAAAAAUGCGACCACAGUUAUGACAGGUCUGAAUGAAGAUACUGAAAAGUCACAAGAAAGAGGAAUCGUAAGGCCAUAAAGUUGUAUGUCUAAAGUUGUUCUUUAAAUUACCUGUACAAAUUGUACCUGUGUAUGCUGGUUCUCUUAUGUCUUUGCACCUUUAUCACUUCUAAACUGUUUGCUAACAUUUUUUUGUAUGUUGUAUUCAUUUUUGUUUUGUUUUGUUUUUUAUAUACAUUUACUGUAAGCUAUUUUCAGAUUAAAUUAGUUAUUUC